Messenger RNA from Plodia interpunctella (Indianmeal moth), 4527 nucleotides. RefSeq lists its product as uncharacterized. NCBI's taxonomy places the organism in Eukaryota, Metazoa, Arthropoda, Insecta, Lepidoptera, Pyralidae. The record is from RefSeq and is a predicted model, not a curated record. The transcript has 12 exons. The coding region runs from base 514 to 2823 and encodes 769 amino acids.
UCUAUUCCAUGACUAUUCCACUAAAAAUUUCCAAAAAAAUUACAGUGCAAAAUUUUACUCUUUCACUUUUAUUAAUAUGUAGGUAUUAUUGAUUAUUAGUGUAAAUUAUUAGUGUGGUGUACCUACCUACCUACUAAUAACACCCUAGGUGUUAUCAGGCUGAAGUGAAUUAUAGUGUUUCUAUGCAAAUAAAGAGUUUUAGUUUCUACCAUUACGAGAGUGACGUUCGUAAACUUAUCGGUGAACUAAGUACCUAUUACCGGAGAACUUGAAAUGAAGAUAUUGUUACCUAUUUAUAAUACCUAUAGCUAUCCAUCUUCGAUUCUAUCUUCUAUUUAGUACAUUUUCUGAGUUUCUAAAUAUUGAUAGUUUUUUUUAAAUUAUGUUUGUUGGUUAGUUUUCUGCAAAGUAAAAGUCUAACUAAUCAUUUUAGAUCCUUAUUCAUUUUAGAAGAGACAAAACAAAUUGCUCAAAUUUGCAAAAAAAAUAUGUUUUGACUAACCAUAUCACAGGAUGGGACUUCCGCUUGAUCUGUAUAUUCGAAUACUUAAUUCUAUUUAUUAUGUUGAAGUAAUGCAUUGUGCGUGGUUGUGGUGUGCGGUCGUUGUCUGGUGGCAGGCGGAGCCGGUGGUGGCAGUGGUAGGAGGGGACGUGGCUGCUCCGCCCGAACCUGAUGCCGCCGUGGUCUUCGUGCAAAAGCAUGGUCGGAGCGCAAGAGUGGAGGGUCUUAAGAAUGACAAAUUUUCCUACUUUACGUUUUACGGGAUAAGAUAUGCCGAGCCACCUGUGGGUCUGCGGAGGUUCCAGCGUCCCGUGCGACGCUACUUAGCCGGAGAAUUAUCGGCCACGACACCCUGCUCUGUCUGCCCACAGCCUGGUUCUAACCUUUUGAACAUCAUUGGACGUGAAGACUGCCUGUGUCUCAAUGUAUUCGCUCCGAAAAUGCCUGAAAAUGAAAAAGGAUCUCCCGUGGUAGUUUUCAUUCAUGGAGGAAAUUAUAAAACAGGCUCGGCUUCUCCUUACGGUGGUAAACAUCUUACUCAGGAAGACACUUUACUAGUAGUACCACAAUAUCGGCUAGGAUCUUUGGGUUACAUAACGAAUGGAGAAAGAGAAGCUUCAGGAAACGCUGGGUUGUAUGACCUACUCAUUGCAAUGACUUGGGUCAAGGACUACAUUGAAUUUUUUGGUGGUGAUCCCACUCGAGUGGUGAUCAUGGGCCAAGGGUCCGGAGCCAGCACUGCAUCGCUCUUGGCGUUAUCUACGGAAGGUCGCACUGCAACUGGAGUAGCUGCGCUUUCGGGGACACCUUUAUCACCGGGUGCAGUCCAGUCCAAGCCAGAAGAUCAUGCUAAACAAAUCGCCAAUCGGACCAACUGCCCACCGGAGCCUGUGGAGCGAUUUAUCUUAUGUCUACGGAAACUUCCUGUGGAAACGAUUAUUAAGGCCGAUAUUGGCGUAGACACUAACGUCGAUACAGACAAAUUUCUGAACGAGAUCUCAGGAAGGUCAGGAACUGGCGCUCGAGUAGAAGGACAAUACGAUGACCGUGGCUUACCAACUUUGGUGGAUGAGCAGCCAGGUGACGUCCUGAAGAAGAAGAAGCAGCGAAUACCGCUCUUCACCGGCGUCACAUUAGCCGAAACCAGAAGAGCAGUUUUUGGUAAAUAUUCUAACUUCCUGAAGAACAAGUUGCGUGUGGUGAGCGACUUCAUAAAGAAAGAAAUUCUUGGCCGGCUACAAAACACGGUGAAAACAAUCAAUACAAUAGUUCCCGUCCAGAAGACUGCAGAGACAGUGCAGCACUUGCCACCUGUAGUAGGGUUGACGGAGUACUAUCACAGGGUUUUGGAUAAUGCUGUUGCGGCCGUCGAGGGCUUGACGAAAAUUGCUGAGGCGACUGGAGAUGCUCUGUUCAACUUCCCUGCUUACCAGAGUGUACGGGCUUGGAGUCUCGGCGCUCCUUCCUUCCUCUACAGUUUCGAGUUUGUGGGCAACCUCACCAAAGGCUCGCAUUUCCUGCCCGGAGUUGCUUUGGCCGAAAAUUCAGAACAGUCUGCCGAAGCAAAAGAAAGUGCAGUGAAGGGCCCCGCUCAUGGAGAUGAACUCGCAUAUAUUUUUGAUCCAUUGAAUGAAGAAGGAAAAUCCAUAGAGACUGAUGAUGUUUCGUUAACGGAUAGUCGAGUGCGCAAAGCAUUCGUCGGCAUGAUUGCUAAGUUUGCGCGUGACUUAAAUCCCAUGGGCAAAAAAAAUGACACGAAGUUUUUAGGGUUUCUACCAUUCUCCAAGGAUAACGACCAGUUUUUAAGAAUCGAUGAUAAAAUUUCUUUGGACAAAAAUUUCAGAUUUUGUCAAAUGGGCUUAUGGGGCAACAUGGGCGAGCGUCUAACGGGCACCCUUUGUAAGACACUAUUCGAGGGCUUGCUGAAUCCUUUAAAACUCUUAACACCUGUCACGGGAAAUGAAACAGGACUUGCAAAUCUGAUUAUGGCACCAACAGCGGGGCAAUUCUCCCAAAAUAACGAGAAGAAUCCUCCACAAGGUGUGGUACCUGUUAUAUUGAACUUAAAUAAAAACCCUGAGAAUCGGAUCAGCUCAAGUAAGCCGUCUGCUAAAGCCGAUAUACCUGGUGUCUUCGGGGUCAAAAAUUCAAAUGAAAACGACGACGUAGAAAGAGAAGAUGAAAGCAAUAUAAAAAGGCCGGUCGUAUCUGGUGUUAUAAACCUAAACACGCGCCAAUCUCCAAUAGCUGAACAAAAUAGCAGACCAGGAAAUACACCUAGCGUUAUUAACCUUGGUAAUUUUGGAUUUGGAAGAACUUAAAUAAUACAUAUAACCAGCUGUUGUUUUACCCUAAUUUAAUUUGUGUGAUUGACUGAAUGGGGAAAACACCAAAAUUUAGACUAAGGUCAUCCAAUGAAUAAUAUAGAGUUUAGUACAGGGCGAUCAAAACAUAGAUAGUGUCUACUUUUUAUGGAUUAAAUGUAGAUUAUUUCACAGAUUUUUUUUAUUAAAACUCAUUACGCUCCGUUUAUUGCCAAACUUAUUGAUCGGGCUGAUUCUCUUUCGCCCCUCUCAACCCCGGUUACCUAGGUUACAAAUUCCCCCGACUCCAUCCCCAAUAGCGCGAGUUAUUCAGAUGUAAAUAAAUAGGUAGAAUACCUUUAGAAAUCAAACCUUAACAAUAAUAUUUUGAUUGCACUUCAUAAUUUUUUUUCUAAAAUAAAUAUUGAAUUGGAAUGUUUUCGUAUCGUAAUAACUAAGUAAGCAAUGGAAAUGAUUGUAUGAUUUUACAGACACAAGAUUGAUAGGUCUGUAUGAAAAAUAAAUAAUAAUACUUAGGUUAUAAAGCUCUUACUUAUAUACGGAAUGCAAAAACAUGCUGAAGAGCAUGUUUUUAGUACCUACAAUAUACCUCUCUCACGGUACCUCCACACUGCCAUUUUGUUUUCUCACCAAUAUACUUUCUUUACUAGCUUGCUGUGCCCGCGGCUUCGAAGCCGAAGAUGAAUAGUAGAAACAUACUAAUCUAUUGCACAGUACCAGAACCACAGGUACACAGUUGAGAAAGCCGUAUUCUCGUGACUAAAUUCCUAACUCAAACCUGACUCAUAUUUCUUGUCGUGCGAGUGUGAAUACUAAGUCAACUGCUUAGAGAAAAAAAGAUAUAAUUACGAGCGGCAGAAAGUUGAUGUUUUAAAAACACCCUGUUGCACAAUGUAGUUUAUCUACAGCAAUGCGGGCAAACAUACCUAUGUAGGGUAAUGUUAAGUAGGUACUAUAUGUCAUCGACUUCAUAUAUAUUAACUCGUGUUCUGUUGGAGAAAUCAGUGCCAAAGUCAAAGAUCACGUAGAGACAAUGUGUCAAGUUGUUCCAAUCGUCUUGCUUAUCGCAUUCGUGUUUGUUUUUGGAUGCGCAGACUGCAAUAUUUUGAGGGCCACAGAUGGUCUAAAUUCAGAUACUCGAAAUGUGAAGACCGCUACAAUUGAAGCACCAAAACAUUCCAGAGCAGAAGUUGGACCUCUUGUUUUAGCUUUAGACAAAGAAUGUGUACCCAUUGGACAGUUUUGUAACAACCACAGCGACUGCUGUUCACAUUCCUGCUUGGGAUACAUGAAGAGAUGUGUUUCUGCUUCUGGAUAGACAGGAUGAAAUGACACGAAAAAUCUCUAUUAUGACUUGAAAGAUUGAUUAUGUAGGUACAUACAUAUAUAACAUUAUCUCUUAUUUCACUUUCGUGAGACGCAGAGAAAUGCAAUUUUAUUUAUACCUAUGUCAUAGCCUUAUAAUAAAUUGUUUAAUCGCGCUAAUCUUUGGAGCUGCCAGUGACAGAAAUCUUUCAAAGUCCAAAAUAAAAAGUUGAAGGAAGGAAUUCCGAAGACCACAACCAGAGAUGGGAUUACUUACAUACAUCCAAUAUUUUCCCAGUUAUGCCCCCAAAAAUUAUUACACAUUGUUUUUUUUUUACAAAUAUGUGCGUAUAUUAAGUAAAUAUGCCUGUUUACAAUAAAGAAUAAUUGCAAUUA